This is a messenger RNA of Closterium sp. NIES-67, 443 nucleotides long. The record is from the annotation of a GenBank genome assembly. NCBI's taxonomy places the organism in Eukaryota, Viridiplantae, Streptophyta, Zygnematophyceae, Desmidiales, Closteriaceae.
UGAACAGCAGCACACGCCACACAUGCGUUAUCCCAUCAUCUUUCCUCAUUUCAGGCGGUUUGAAGCGGGGGUGAUGAGGCAAGUCACGCUUGUCGACCAGAGCAGAGCCAAUUCCAACUGCCUGCCACCCUCGUUACAGUCACCGUCGUCGCAGUCUGCACCUUCUUUACAAACGUCAUCACCACAUUCGUCGUCUCCAUUAUGUCAAGCACAGCUGCAGCCAGCUGUGUGACUCGGGUUAUUUCAGCAGAGAGAGCAACUUGGAUCCCCUAAUCCUCUCGCCCCUCCUCCUCCUUCCUCCCCUUCCCCUCCUUCCUUCGAAAAAGCCCCAUUCUAAGACUGGAUAAGGGAGGCUAUACUCGUUAUAAAGUCGACAACCAAGGACCCACCUACAGAGGGGGUCACUGGGUGUUCACUAACGGGGUGGAGCAGGUUCUCUCCCU